CUAGACCCUAUAUAUACUCCUCCGCCCUGCUCCACCACACACAUCCAUACAGACUUACAGACAAAAUAAUAUCUUCUGCUCUUCUACCAUAACAGAUCAAUCUCCUCUCCCCCAUCUACUCCUGCUGUCCCCGAAGAAAUGGCGCCGGUGAAGCUCCUUGGACUCCCCAUGUCGACGUGCACUGCGCGUGUGCUGGCGUGUCUCCAUGAGAAAGGGAUAGACUUCGAACUCGUCCCCGUCAACCUCCCUGCGGGCGAACACAAACAGCCUCCUUUCCUUUCCAAAAACCCAUUCGGUCAGAUUCCGGCCCUUGACGACGGUGAUCUUACACUCUUUGAAUCUCGUGCAAUCACGAAGUACUUGGCUACCAAACGCAACGACGUAGGCCCUGAUCUUCUGAGGCUGGGUGAUGCCAAAGAAGCAGCAUUUGUUAACGUCUGGUUAGAAGUGGAAGCGCAUCAGUACAGCCCACCAAUCUCUGCUCUGGUUUACCAGAGAGUAGUGCUCCCUGUCUUCGGUGGUACACCUGACGAGAAAGUCAUCGAGGCCAACGCCGAGAAACUGGGCAAAAUACUGGACGUCUACGAAGAGAGACUGUCUAAGAGCAAAUACCUGGCCGGAGAUUUCUACAGCCUGGCGGAUCUUCACCACCUGCCCUACACUUACUAUCUGACGAAGACCCCGGAGGCGAAGCUCAUCUACUCCAGGCCGCAUGUGAAGGCAUGGUGGGAGGAUAUCUCUUCUCGUCCGGCCUUUAAGAAGGUCGCCGAGGGAAUGGUAUUGGGAAACGCCUAGAAUGUCAACUGUUUUGUUUCUUUCCCUUGCCGGACAAUGAAAUAAAAGGCGGAUUCUAUUUUCGUUUUCAGUUCUCA
Molecule: messenger RNA, 872 nt
Organism: Nelumbo nucifera (sacred lotus)
Lineage: Eukaryota; Viridiplantae; Streptophyta; Magnoliopsida; Proteales; Nelumbonaceae
Product: glutathione S-transferase F13-like
Biological process (GO): glutathione metabolic process
Cellular component (GO): cytoplasm
Molecular function (GO): glutathione binding; glutathione transferase activity
Source: RefSeq, a predicted model, not a curated record